GUGUGAUGGGAACACUGGAAAAUUUACAGCAUCACAUAAAAAGCAGCAUAAUUAUUUUCUGCUACUUUACGACGAAUUCUAAUUUAUUUGUGUGCAAAUUAAAUAGAUACAAUUGAAAGUAAUAAAGCUGUGAUAUAUAUUCUACUACGGGGUGAUAAAUUAGUGGGUGUUUCAAGUGAAAAAGCUGAAAAAAACAAACGGGCAUAACCUCAAAAAUGGCGAAAAAGUAUGGAUUAAUUGUCCCCAGUAAGGGAGAUAAGAAGGGCCCUGUUGCCAAUUUCUCAAGACCAUCUGUUUUUGGAAGUGACACAGACUCCGACGAGGAAGAUCGUCCGGGAAGAGCGGGUUUUCUCGGCCCGGGUGACAGUCAGAAGCGUCAGGCGAGAUUAAUUCAGGAAAAAGCUCUGCAGGAAGAUCCCACAGUCUUUCAGUACGAUGAACUUUACGAUGAAAUUGAGAAUAAGAGGCAGGAAGCAAAGAAAUCCAAGAGUACGGAGGAGAAGAAGCCAAAAUACAUAAAGAAGCUGCUGGAGACAGCUGAAAAGCGCAAGAAGGAAUACGAGAGGCGCAUAGAGAGGCAGGUGCAGAAAGAGAGAGAUGAGGAAGGGGAGAAAUUCAAAGACAAGGAAUCCUUUGUCACAUCAGCGUACAAGCAGAAGCUGGAGGAAAUGCGAAAGGCUGAAGAGGAAGAAAAGCGGGAAGCCUACCUGGAAGCUAUUGGGGAUGUGACAAAGCAGAGGGACUUGGAUGGGUUCUACAGGCAUAUUUAUGAACAAAAAAUGGGCAAGGAAUCUCCAAAAGAAGAUGAAGAUGUUGAAAAAAUCACCGAAAAAGGGAUAAAAACUCCGGAAAAAAUGGAGAAGAAGGAAAGAACGUAUCGGAAGAGAAAAGCUUCAGCUGAUGAAGCUGAACCGGAGGCUGAAGAAUCUGCUGUGACCAAGAAAGCUCAUCUUCAAUCCAAUAUUGAUGCAGAUUCUGACUUCAGCAUUGAUUCCUCUUCAGAUUCCGAGGAGGAGGAAAAGGAAGAUAAAGUUAAGGAAUCACAGAAAGAUAAAACACAAGAAGUUGGAGAAGUUAAAAAGGAGCCCGAGGAAAACCUGGACAGCAAAGAAAACAUCCCAAAGGAUGCAGAAAAUGACGAAAAACAGUUAAAAGAUGCCAAGGAUUCUAAAGAAAAGAAAUCCAAGGAUGCGGAAGAAAAGCCCAAAGCUAAGAAGGAGCAAGUGGUGAAAAUCAACAUCUGGGAAAAGCGAACAGUGGGAAAAGUCCUUGAAGAUGCUCUGCAGAGGUAUUAUGAAAGAAAAGCAGCCCGAUCCGGAGGAUAAACUUUACACAGAUCAACCAUUUGUGAGGUUAUGACGAUGGAAUUUGUGAAUCAAGAGCAACUCACCUAUUUAUGGAGAAACUUAAUUGAUAAAACACUUCAAUUGACAAUUAAAUGAACCAUUGAUAAGAUAUUUCAUGUAAUAAAUUGAAUUUAGAGCUGAAAA
Lutzomyia longipalpis is the source of this 1490-nucleotide messenger RNA. RefSeq names its product nuclear speckle splicing regulatory protein 1. The transcript has 2 exons. Gene Ontology annotation, biological process: regulation of alternative mRNA splicing, via spliceosome. Lineage: Eukaryota; Metazoa; Arthropoda; Insecta; Diptera; Psychodidae. The record is from RefSeq and is a predicted model, not a curated record. Bases 216 to 1325 code for a protein of 369 amino acids.